Molecule: messenger RNA, 452 nt
Organism: Oppia nitens
Lineage: Eukaryota; Metazoa; Arthropoda; Arachnida; Sarcoptiformes; Oppiidae
Exons: 2
Coding region: 30-452 (140 amino acids)
Source: RefSeq, a predicted model, not a curated record
AAUCAACUAGAAAACAAUUGCGUCAAUCAAUGUGUUCAUCACAACUAUCGGCUAAACUAACCAAUUCAAUGGUCAACGGUUUUAAUCAAUGUUCGCAACGGUCCCGAACCGAUGAUAGCCAAAAGUCACCGGUUUAUAGACUAUUUGAACAAAAAUAUAAUCAAAUUUAUGAUGACUGUGCCGCCAUAGAUGGGAACUGGACCACUGAACUGAGCCAUAGGUUUAGUCAAUUGAAUCUAACCGAUGAUAAUACAAAAGUGGUCAGAAAUACUGUACUAUUUCAAUGUAUUGAAGGAUUUUAUAAUUGUGUUAUUGAAAGAAAAAAUCAGUACAAAGAGGCAAACAAACAAUUAAAAUUAGUAUUGGAUAGGGAAUGGGCUCAGGGAGGUAAUGGGAUGAUGGGACAGUUAGCUAAAUUUCUACCCGAGCAUGAAUUUCUAGUAAGUUUAUAA